Molecule: messenger RNA, 2290 nt
Organism: Xiphophorus couchianus (Monterrey platyfish)
Lineage: Eukaryota; Metazoa; Chordata; Actinopteri; Cyprinodontiformes; Poeciliidae
Gene: hoxa13b
Product: homeobox A13b
Exons: 2
Coding region: 116-988 (290 amino acids)
Biological process (GO): regulation of DNA-templated transcription
Molecular function (GO): DNA binding; DNA-binding transcription factor activity, RNA polymerase II-specific
Source: RefSeq, a predicted model, not a curated record
AUCUCGGAGCACUCUGGUGUGCUGGUAUCGUUACUCAGCCCUGGGUCCCUGUCUCGGCUCAGUCGAGGGGAUUUAUGAAAAAGAGCUGCUCCUCUCCUCCCAUGUAGGACAUGCUAUGACCGCCUCGUUACUCCUCGGCUCGCCCUGGAUCGACCCGGUCAUGUUCCUUUACGACGGCGGCUCACAAGAGGAGAGAAGCAAGAACAUGGAAGGCUUCACAGGUGGGAACUUCGCAGCGAACCAGUGCAGGAAUCUGUUGGCGCAUCCAACCUCGCUGGCUCCCAGCACCACCUACGCUGCAAGCGAUGUGCCAGUCUCUGGAGUGGGGGAACCUGGCAAGCAGUGCAGCCCCUGCUCUGCCACUCAGAGCUCGCCCAACGCUUCUCUGCCCUACGGAUACUUUGGCAGCGGGUACUACCCGUGCAGGGUGUCACACGGCGGCGUCAAGGCGUGCGCGCAGCCCUCCGGUUACGGAGAGAAAUACGCGGACUCUUCAGUCUCCGGUGAGGCGAAGGAGUUUGCGUUCUACCAGGGAUAUUCCUCCAGCCCCUACCAGACCAGCUACCUGGAUGUGCCGGUGGUACCUGCGCUGAGUGCGCCACCCGAGCCAAGAGAGUCUCUGCUGCCCAUGGAGCCCUAUCAGCCCUGGGCCAUCACUAACGGGUGGAGUGGUCAGGUUUACUGCACCAAGGAGCAAUCGCAGGCAAAUUCUCUGUGGAAAUCCUCAUUACAAGGUAUAUUACUAGACUCCUUAUCUGGUGGUAUGGACAGCUCGGUCCGUCGUGGGCGAAAGAAACGCGUGCCAUACACUAAGGUGCAACUCAAAGAACUGGAGAGGGAGUACGCCACCAACAAAUUCAUCACCAAGGACAAAAGGAGACGGAUAUCCGCGCAGACGAACCUGACAGAGAGACAAGUGACGAUCUGGUUCCAGAACAGGCGGGUAAAGGAGAAAAAAGUUGUCAAUAAGUUCAAGAGCUCUAGUUAGCUCUGGAGACAUUCCCAAGACGUGAAAGGCGGACAUGGGCGCGCUUUCAGCAGUGGAAGAAAAAAAAAAAAGAGAGAAAAAGAUAGAAAUCUCUGCUAUAAUUUAUUCCAUUUAUGAACUGUUACACACUGUCGCCGGAACGGCUCUGGUUUGAACUAUAACGUUUCCUUCCUCGUUUUAAUUGGAACCAGUCCGUGGGGCCUGUUGGCAGAAGGUCGGAAGAGAUCUAGAGUUUGAGGCGAUUUUGCGGGACGUUUCUGUAGUCACCAUCCUGACGAGCAUUCUGACAAAUAUUCUGCAUUGAGAUGGGUGAGCCACCAGCAAAUCGUGCGCAUUUUCCUUUUAAAAAGAAAAUAUAAGGCUGAAGCGCACGAAUGAAAAAAACAAACAAACAAAAACACAAAAACUUUUGGUUUCAGACUGUGGUAAAGAGUAACAAAAGCAGGUUAUUAUCAUGAAAUUAUUAAAACACAUUUGUAGUAUUUGUAUCCGAAUAUUUAGCUCCAUCCCCAAUUUGAGAAAAGAAUUUUCCUAUAAAAUCAGCUUUCGUCACAUCUUUCAUUCUCAGCGGGUUACCUAUGAAACUUUACCAAGCGUUUCAUUAGGAUUUCCAAUGUUUCAAUCACAGGCGCCUUCGGAACCUUUGCAGAGGGGUGGCCAGAUGGUCUCCGCUGAUAAACUUGGCCUGGGACACUGAAAUCAAAAGCUUCAACUGAAUUUUCUUUUUAUUGUGCAAUCGUUAGAAAUCGGGGAGUGGGAAGGGGGGAAAGGGGUAAUAAUCAAAGAUGGCACACAAUGAAACACCAGAACGGGCAUAAAAAGUAAAUUAUUUAUAAAAAUAAACAAAUAAAAAUAUGUUUUGCUUUUUCUCUCUUGUGCGGAAUUCAUUUUCAAAUAAUGGGGGGCGGGUUACCCGCAGACAUGUAAAGAAGGCCUCUGGCUCCUUUGCCUCCACUCCUUGGUGGCGCCACUGAUUUUAAGAGUUUGUCAGUUUGCCUGAAAAAGGCAUGUACUUGACUUUUUUUUCCUAUUGCUCUCGCAUUUACAUUUUGUCCUCCUGCUUACUUUUCAAGAAGAAAAAAAAACAACCUCUACAUGAAUGGAUGAACUACAACAAAACAUGUGUAAAUAUUUUAUGCGCAGCCGAGUCAGUUUUCUGUUUCUUAUUCAUAAACCAACGGGUUUUUUUUUUAUUUUUUUUGACAAUAUAUGUUUGACAGACACUAUAAGUGCACUGCUGUCGCAGGAGUUUCAUUUAUCUUUCUGUUUCAUGAGAAAAUUCGAAUAAAGUGAUUGACUGCG